GGUGAGGAGGGAAAAUACUGUAUUUGGAUCAUUUGUGUUCUGGUUUUGAACUGGACUUUAUAUCACCUCAAAAAGUCUGCUGCUCAGCGUCCCUAGCCGGUUCAGAUAGCCACACCGCUAGCUAGUUGUAUGUAUAGUUGUGUUUGGUUAAUUAAGCUGGACACUAUUUAAAUUCAAACCUGGAGCAGUCCACUAAAGAGAAACCUCACACAUGCACUUUUAGUUCUUGAGGCUUUACCGGGUUUAAGCAAUGAGAGCCUUUAUGAAAGAAGACUGAAGAUGUUCACAGACUCUUCUGGAAAGUGGUAAAAGUUCUCAGCGCGGAUCUCAUAAGGUUUCCGCUACCGGACGAGUGAUUGUUCACACGGUGUGUCCGGAACUUUUCGGUGGAAUGGUUGACCUGCUAAAGACUCGUCAAUGUCUGUUGUGUGUCCGCACUUUCUUUAGCAUGACGUCCAAGUUAUGGAGUUUAUUUUUAUUUAUCCUCAGGAAACCGCUAAGAACGAUAAUCCAAUAUCAGACAGUGCGAUAUGACAAUUUACCCUUGUCGCCGCUGUCUAGAACCAGACUCAAUGGAGUAAAACGGAAGAUUCUGGUUUUAGACCUCGAUGAGACAUUGAUUCACUCCCAUCAUGAUGGGGUUCUGAGAUCAACGGUACGGCCGGGUACUCCACCAGACUUUAUCUUUAAAGUUGUUAUAGACAAGCACCCAGUCAGAUUUUUUGUGCAUAAAAGGCCCCAUGUGGAUUUCUUCUUGGAGGUGGUCAGUCAGUGGUACGAGCUCGUAGUGUUCACUGCUAGCAUGGAAAUCUAUGGCUCUGCAGUAGCGGACAAGCUGGACAACAACAAAGGCAUCCUGAAGCGCAGAUACUACAGACAGCACUGCACACUGGAUCUGGGUAGUUAUAUAAAAGACCUGUCUAUCAUACAUAGUGAUCUUUCCAGUAUAGCAAUUCUUGACAACUCGCCUGCAGCAUAUCGCAGUCAUCCAGAUAACGCAAUACCUAUAAAAUCAUGGUUCAGUGAUCCCAGUGACACAGCACUUCUUAACCUUCUGCCAAUGUUGGAUGCACUAAGAUUCACAGCUGACGUUCGGUCCGUCCUUAGCCGAAACCUGCACCAGCAUCAACUUUGGUGACCGUCCCACUGGGAGACGUAGAGUUUUUAACUUCUUCCCAUACAGACUCUGUCCCUCAGUUCCAAACCCUCUUUUAUACAACAGCAGCACACAUGUGAUCAGGUGAAGGUCCAAACUGAACUUGCUUGAAGGCAGUAAAAAACAUUGGGAACAUG
Messenger RNA from Ictalurus punctatus (channel catfish), 1293 nucleotides. RefSeq names its product CTD nuclear envelope phosphatase 1b (gene ctdnep1b). Gene Ontology annotation, molecular function: protein serine/threonine phosphatase activity. The record is from RefSeq and is marked provisional. Lineage: Eukaryota; Metazoa; Chordata; Actinopteri; Siluriformes; Ictaluridae.